Anolis sagrei ordinatus is the source of this 2274-nucleotide messenger RNA. RefSeq names its product lipase maturation factor 2 (gene LMF2). NCBI's taxonomy places the organism in Eukaryota, Metazoa, Chordata, Lepidosauria, Squamata, Anolidae. Gene Ontology annotation, biological process: protein maturation. The record is from RefSeq and is a predicted model, not a curated record. Gene Ontology annotation, cellular component: endoplasmic reticulum membrane.
UGUGUGGAAGGAAGGACGGGAGGCGCCAUGGCGGGCGCGGAGGGUCAGCGUCUCUCCCGGCAGCUCUUCCUGGCCGGCCUCGCCGCCGCCUUCCUCGCCGCCUUUGCUUCGCUCUACCUCCAGGCCCCCGGCCUGUAUGGCAAAGAUGGGAUCCUUCCUGCCCGGAAGAUGCUCCGAUUCACUGGCAAGAGCUUUUGGGAGCAGGUGCGGGAUGCGCCCACCCUCCUGUGGCUUUCGCCUCACGUGGGGCUGGAUGUGGAGCAAGGCAUGGAGCUGCUCUGCCUCCUGGGGACCCUCCUCUCCUUCGGGGCCCUGAUCCUGGAACCCCUGCGAGACAGCCUGGUCUUCCUGGCCCUCUGGGCCCUCUACUUCUCCCUCUACCAGGUGGGGCAGGUAUUCCUGUAUUUCCAGUGGGACAGCCUUCUGCUGGAGGUGGGCUUUCUGGGCAUACUGGUGGCUCCGCUGCACCUGCUCAAGUGGCGCUCCACGGCCUGGAGACCCCACGAUGGAGUGACCUUCUGGCUGGUCCGCUGGCUGCUCUUCCGCCUUAUGUUUGCCUCCGGAGUGGUCAAGCUGACCAGCCGCUGCCCCACCUGGUGGGGCCUCACAGCUUUGACCUACCACUAUGAGACCCAGUGCAUUCCCACUCCGGCCGCCUGGUUCUUCCACCAGCUCCCUGUCUGGUUCCAGAAGUUCAGUGUGGUGGCCACUUACGUGAUUGAGAUUGCCAUUCCGCCCCUCUUCUUUGUGCCACUUCGCCGCCUGCGCCUCUUCGCCUUCUACAGCCAGAUUCUCCUGCAAGUCCUGAUCACCCUCACGGGGAACUACAACUUCUUCAACCUCUUGACCGUCGUGCUGUGCUUCUCCCUGCUGGACGACGAACACCUGGGACUCUGGCUGGGCCAAGGACGGAAGAAGGUGGCCAGCACCGGGCCCCGGAGCCUGGCGUCCAUCCUAUCCUUUCUGGCCGAACUGGGUGCCUACGGCCUCCUGCUCUACUGGACCAGGCUCUACUUCGGGCUGGAGGUCAACUGGGAAAAGAAGGCCCUCGAAUCCAAGACCGCCUUCACGUACCACGAGUUCAUGCAGUGGUUGCGGAUGGUGACUCUUCCCCUGGUGGGCUUUGGGCUCCUCUCCCUGGUUUGGGAGAUUCUCCAAGCGGGAUACAGGAGUGCCUGCGUACGAGGCUUCUUCUGGAAACUGUGGGCAACCUGCCAGUGGGCCAUCUUUGCCACCGCGGCUUUGGGGAUGUUCACUAUCAGCCUGGUGCCCUUCACCUACAUCGAGUAUGAAUCCAACGGGAAGCUCUGGCCCAGCGUGCACCAGCUCUUCAGUGCUGUGGACCGGUACCAGCUGGCCAACUCCUACGGCCUCUUCCGGCGCAUGACGGGGGUCGGAGGGCGGCCAGAGGUCGUGGUGGAAGGCAGCUACGACAAGAAAUCCUGGACGGAGAUUGAGUUCAUGUACAAGCCAGGCAACGUCAGUGGGCCACCCCCCACUGUGGCCCCGCACCAGCCCCGCCUGGACUGGCAGAUGUGGUUUGCCGCCCUGGGACACCACACCCACAGCCCCUGGUUCACCAGCUUCGUCUACCGGCUCCUGCAAGGAAAGGAGGAAGUGAUCCACCUGGUGCAGGUAGACAGCUCCAAGUACCCCUUCAGCUCCAACCCGCCUUCCUACAUCCGGGCCCAGCUGUACAAGUACUGGUUCACGGAGGGCGCAGAGGACGGGUCUCUUCCUCGUCAGUGGUGGAGGCGGCAGCGGAUUGAGGAGUUCUACCCCACAGUCUUCCUGGGGGACCCCAACCUGGAGGCCCUGUUAGCCCAGCAUGGGCUCAAGGACAAGGGACCCCUGAAGCGCGCCUCGUCUUCCUUCCUGCCGACGGCCCUCCAGUGGGCCAGGGACUUUGUCCACCCGCACACCGGCCCUGCGGUCAUCUGGUCCCUGUACCUCACCGCGGCCACCAUUUCUGUCCUGCGGGCGAUGGUGGGGUGGUUCCUAUCCGGAAGAGGAGGGGUGCCCCCGGCCACAGGGAAGCCCAAGGGCACCCGGAGGGCAGAGCCACCAGCUGUGGACGCCGGCGGAGGAGGGGACCACGCCGGCAACGAGAAGAACGGACAGGUGAGGAAGAGGGAGGCGGGCCUGACCCCCGAAAGGUCCCGGGGUCCCCCUUCCGCAGCUGAGCCCCCCACAGACGGGCUGAGGAGCGUCAGGAAGAAGAAGUAGCCGCCGCCUCGCCAUCCGCAUCUUCCACUGGAACUCAAGCCACCAAAA